Molecule: messenger RNA, 3562 nt
Organism: Coregonus clupeaformis (lake whitefish)
Lineage: Eukaryota; Metazoa; Chordata; Actinopteri; Salmoniformes; Salmonidae
Product: cell division cycle-associated protein 2
Exons: 14
Coding region: 229-3144 (971 amino acids)
Biological process (GO): regulation of mitotic nuclear division; regulation of chromosome segregation
Cellular component (GO): nucleus; chromosome
Source: RefSeq, a predicted model, not a curated record
GGUGCGAAAUUUGAAAAUUACACUAGUGGGACUAGCUAGCAAGCAUGUUAGCUGUCAGCUAGCUGGAAAACGUUUUUUCUCGUAGUCAUUUAGCUGGUAUGUUUAGCAAGGUCUAGUUGAAUUCAUAAGGGUGGAUAUUGUAGCGUUAAUAAAAACAUUCGUAUUAAGGUGACAGACCCCACUGAAGUCGCUUGGAAUCCUUUCUGUUGUAGCUAGCUAAGUUAUAUCAUGGCCAGUUCAGAGCUGAAAAUGGACAGCGUUGAGGGAACUGAAAACUUGAAUCAACUGGAGGCCUCUUGUCCUUCUCCGCUGAGCAUCACAACACCCUUGGAUUUCUCCCAGCUCACACCCUCCCAACCGGAUAUCUCCCUCCAGAGCUUCACUCCAUCUUCUAACGUCAAAGAAAAAUCUCGCCUGGCUCAGCUGAAGGCAAAGCGGAGGUCGAAUGUUGGUGUACGGGGUUCACCAGAGACCAACUCCCUUAUCUGCUACAUAGCCCAACAGAGGAUGAAAACUCCCCCCACAACCACACAGCCUACCCAAACCAGCUCCUUCUUUCCAAGAGUCCCCUCUACUCUAAAGCAGAAGAUGGCUAUUUUCCAGAGCAUUAUGGCUGUGGAGGAGAAUGAGAAUGAAACAGUGCCAAAACAGAACAAUGGGGGAUGCAUCAAGACAAGAGAUUUUCUGUCUAGUGAUGGGUGGAGCUGUGAUGAUGGCAGUGGUGGGAAGGAGAACAAGACCCCAGUGAGCCAGCCUCCCUCUCUGACUCCACCACCCAGUAAGAGGCGCUACACAGCAGGCCCCCAGGGGUACUGUGUGGAGGAGAUUGGCGAGGCCAACACUCCUGUCCUCAAAUGCACCAGCACCAUACUGAAGCAGCAACAAAACAAGGAGGUUGCAGUUGUCCAGAACAAGGACCAUCAUCCAGCUCUCACUCUAACACCCGGAGCACAGACACAGUCCCAGAAUGACACUGAGUUCUGUGGUGAGGUAGAACACGCUAGUGUGUCCCUGCCACCAACCCUGCAUACUAAUGCUGUGUCCCAGAUCACACAGGAUGAGCCCCAGUCCUCUCCUCUAAAGCAGAUUUCUACUCCCACCAAGGAGGAGCAGGACCAGGAGUGCUCCUUUGAACUCCACAGCCCCAGCCAACUUCUGGUUGUGCAUUCAGGACCAGACAGGACAACUCGGCCCCCGCAGUUCACCAUGCCAUCUCUUCUGGAGAUGAAUCCCACAGACGAAGCUGAUUCCUUUGGGGGUAACGUUAACUCAACUGUGAAGAGGAAGAAGCAGGUGCGUUUCGGGAUCCUGCUGCCCCCCGAGCUCUUUGACAAGAAUCUUCCCCCCAGCACCCCUUUACGGAAGGGGGGCACCCCAGGCCGCAUCCCAACGUCUGCCGGGGGGUCCCAGCUGAGGUCACUGCUGAAGACCCCCCAGAGGACCCCCCUAACCCUGGCCCAGCCGGACUUCAGCAGCCCCUCUCUGACUGGAGCCUCCCCAUCCCUCACUAUGGGGCCCUGCUGUGGGGAACAGGAGAGCACUGACACUCAGGGAAAGAUCACCUUCCCGUCAAUGGAAGAAGAUGUUGACAGUUCAUUGAUGGACAAUGCAGAGCUGGAGACUCAACCUCUCGAUUUGAACUCAGCUUUCCAAGAAGAGGACUCUGUUUGUGAGGCACUGCCAGAUGCUGCCCCAGUGCCUGACCCUGCCCUGGACUGUGAACCAGAACCAGCCGCUCCUGCCACAGCCCGCUCUCGCAGCAGAAAGAGAAAGCAACCAGAGGAGGAAAGUAAGCCUGUGAAGAAGAGGUCUUCGCGUACGGCUGCCAAGUCUGCCUGUGGGAGGAUGAAGAACUCAGCAAAGCGUGGCUUUGGGAAGAAGGCGGUAAACCGCUCUCUGUACGGGAAGAGAGACUACGCAUCCAAGAACCCCAACCUCAGCCCCAUCACAGAGAACCUGUCCUCCCUCAGCUGCUCCCCCAACCCUCAACACCCCCACACCUGCAGACACACGGCCAAAGGAGACUCCAGCCUAUUGGAAGAUGUCAUUAACAGCGACCCAAUCACUGGAGUGGUCAUGGCUGCAGCGCUGUGGCAAAGCCGCUUGUGCCCCGUGGACAGCGGGGACUCACCAGAAGACACCACCCCAGCUGCAGAGCCCUCUGAUGGGCCUUCAGAAGACCGCCAGGCCCUUGUAUGUUCCACCACAGGCCGCUCUGGGACUGGGAGAGCAGCACGAGCUGGGAGGAGACGGUCGGGUCCAACAAAUACCUCCAGAACCAAAGAGCAGAAAGAACAGAGUUUUAUUAGAGGAGAUAGAGGGAAGGGCAGGAAAGUGAGUGUUCCUGUUGAUUACUGUCUCAGUGAAGACCCAGAAGAGCAGGUAGAGAACACUGAUGCAGAACAAGACUCAACAGAAACAAGCCAGCCAGAGGUUUCAGAGUCCAGCCCAGCCAAGCACACAGUACCUGGUGACAGAGAGGGUGAACCUAAUGCACAGUGUACCUCAUACCCUGUAGAUACAGAUACAGAUCAAUGCACUGGCACACUACCAGAUGCAGGUAGGAGUGGGGAAAGUCCAGUUAGGGCAGACACUACACCCUGCCCUCCUACAGAUGAGGUUAGCACCACAGUGGCUAUAUCAGAGCAGGAGGCAGUGAGCCGUGUAGAACAGAGACCAAACAAAGGCAAGCAUAGAGGAGAAGCUCGGGCCCCGGGCCGCUCCAGGGGUAGAAGGAGUUCUAUAUACGCCAGAUCAGUCAUAGAGGAGGCGCAGGCACCCCAGUCAAACGGUCCAGAGGCAGUGGAGGAGAGCGGGCAGGAGGUGGAGAAUAACAACCACAGGUCAGAGAUGGAGCUGGGUAACAUUACAGAACAGGCCUCCUCCUUCCGAGAUUCCCUCCUUCCCCCCUGGGCACAAGAAGAGUUCAGCAUCGAUGACGUGCUGCGGCCUCUUCCCAGCAGGGGGCAUCGGUCUGUCCGCCGCAGCCUGAGGAACCAGAGCCAGAGCAGCACCCUGGAGGCCAGAGGCUCCGGCCUAGCCUGGCUGCCCCACACCUCCCCAGACUCCAUCAGGGCUAUCCGCAGGAAGACCAGGGGCCGACGCAGCUCAAUCCAGGCUCUACUGCCCCCUCCCCUGGAGUAAAUGGACCACAUGGACCUAUGAGCCGCUCACACUGCUCCUAGCCUGUCGGCUACUGGACACUGGCUGGGUCCUGAACUAGCGCCCUAUUCACUAUGUAGUGCACUACUUUUGACCAGUGUUGGUGAAAAGUAGUGCAUUUUAUAGUGAAUAGGGUAGCAUUUCAGAUGCAAGCCUGCCUUUUGAUACUGUUAGAGAAGCUAAAUGGGAUGUGGUUCUGAGUUAAUUGGUCGUUGGGAGUUUUAUAAACCUUCUCGUUUUUAGUAAUUAACUAGUUGUGUAAAUAGAAUAAGAUCUUCCUUUAAUGUGAUUGAACUGCCUGGCAUAUUUUUUUUUUUUAUGUGUACCUCCUGUAUCCAUUAAAUAAAAUGGGGAUCUUCCAAACCAUUCAUUGUCUGAAUAUUAUACAGGCCUCUCUUGA